UCAAUUUAAGUUUAUAUGUCUUCAGUGCAUAAAAAGCACUUACCGCUAUGGCUAAGAUGCAGGCUAGGGGUCGGCGCCGCAGUCACAUAUCAACUAUGCCAAUGUGUUGCAAAAAAGAAGCAGGUUUAUAGUGGAGUACAGUUGGGAGAUAUCUACCAUGAAGAAAGUCAACAAUCUGUACUUGGCUCAACCCGACCUAAUCAAAACCUUACUUAUCGGGAGAGUUUAAUCAACCCACCUGGAUGGAAACCUGGUGAACUAACUGUGAUUUAUUCCUUUCUCCUUGCUACCUAUAUUCUAGUUAUGAUAUCAAUACCCUUUCUCUUCAUUGGAAUAAAGAAGGGAGAAGGCAAAUACAUGAUUCCCUGGCUUGCAACGUCAAGUAUGACAACUGUAUCAGAUUCAACAAUCAACCUUUAUAUUCUCAUCUGUCAUAAGAAGAUUCGCUUUGAACCUUUGACUGCAUUUAUUUUUACCUCAGCUUUCUUCAUUUUCAUUAUACAGAUGUAUUCAAUCCUGUGUGUGUACUACCAGUACAGAAGAAGCAAGGAGGGCGUUUCUAGUAACCUGUUGGAGGUGGAGAGGGUGGAGCCAAGAUUCAUUCCAAAGCAUCCAGUGCUCAGAGGGAUGCUUAGUAGAAUAUCAGAAGUAGAUGAAGAAAAAUCAAGUGAAAUAUUCAGUGGUAAAAGUGAGAGUAAACCUGUGGAAAAGAUCUCUGAUGAAACUAAGAGCGGUGACUCUCCCAUUACAAUCUCUGCAGGUUCAGGCACUCUAGCAAACUGUGAUAAAAUAGCUAUAGAGAAGAAAGUGAACAAAGAUCACAGUAUGGAGAAAACAGAUGAGAAUGUGAUGGUUAAAGUUCGUGAAUCUGAGAAUGUUGGUAAAGUCCAGGAAAAUGAAAUGACUAAGACAGUUGGAAAUAGUUUUGAUAACAAAGUGAAAAAGUAUACAGUAAGACUAACAGACUCAGAGGACAUUAAGAUAUUUAACAGUAACGAUUACAAGGAAGACAAAGAUCCCUUGAUAAGUUCUCAAAAGAAAAAUAACACAAACUAUCAACAGAAAAAUCCGCCAACAGUUAUUCUAACAAGUCCGACAACUCAUCAUGAGAAAUUUGAACAAAGUGAGGAAAAACUAAAUGAUGUGAUAUUCCAGGAAUAUUACAAAACUAUAAACCAAAGUGUUCAGUUGGAUAAAAAUACAGUUAAAAUAAUGACCGAGAAGAAUGAAAAUUCCAAAAAGUUUGAAAAUGAUAAAGAUGUGAGUUGUGAAAAACAAUCAAAGAGAAGAGAUUCUGCAUUCAAGGGCAUUCUUUCUUCUUCCUUUGGAACAAACUUGACCUCCAACAUAACCUCCAACAUAACCUCCAAUAUAACCUCUAACAUAACCUCCAAUAUCAACUCCAGCAUAGCCUCCAGUAGGAGGUCCAGCAUUACCUCCAAUCAGACAUACAACAUGGUGUCCAACCUGACCUCCAAUAUUGAGCAAAAAAUGAAUUUAUUUUUCAUUCAAUCUAAGUUCUUCAGUGGUAGUAUCAUCUGUUCUGAAAAUAUUUUGACAAACCCCUGACACAAAUAUAUUUCAGAAAAUGAAAGAUUUGUAUCAUUAUGUCGUUCAAUGCGUAGGAAGCGACGCACAUGUAAGUUUUCUGAAAAUCAUAUUUUUGCGCCCAUUCCAGUUUUUAUGUCAUUUAUAAAAAUAAAAUAAAAGUAUUUUGAAAA
This is a messenger RNA of Eurytemora carolleeae, 1721 nucleotides long. RefSeq names its product protein PF14_0175. The coding region runs from base 16 to 1569 and encodes 517 amino acids. The record is from RefSeq and is a predicted model, not a curated record. The transcript has 10 exons. NCBI's taxonomy places the organism in Eukaryota, Metazoa, Arthropoda, Copepoda, Calanoida, Temoridae.